Molecule: messenger RNA, 1353 nt
Organism: Priceomyces carsonii
Lineage: Eukaryota; Fungi; Ascomycota; Pichiomycetes; Serinales; Debaryomycetaceae
Exons: 1
Coding region: 1-1353 (450 amino acids)
Molecular function (GO): 2-oxoglutarate-dependent dioxygenase activity
Source: RefSeq, a predicted model, not a curated record
AUGAAUAAUCUCUCCGCUAUACAUAAAAGCACGGUGAUUAACUCUGAGGAUAGAUACAAGAAAUUUUCAAACACUAAAAUAGAAACUAUGUCAACGGAAUUGAACGUAGAGGAGAUUGAUAAAAAGUACAAUGUACGUCCAUUUAUUGAAGCCGAGCCUUCAACUGCAGUUGUGGAUACUAUUGAACUAGAUGCUCUUGAUUUAUCUCUUUUCAAAGAAGGAAAGGAAUUCUUUCCUGAAAGAAAGAGGUUAGCAGACAAACUUGAAAAAUCAUUAUCAACAUACGGGUUUUUUUCUAUUAUUAACCACGGAAUUGAUGUAAAGGAGUUUGAACAUUUGAGAUCAAUUGCACAAUCAUUAUUGGAGUUGCCGGAAGAGACCAAAAGGGAGUAUCUUGCCGGGGCUUUGAAAAGUGACUUGGAAGAUAGAAAGAUUUCACUUGGAGGAGAAAGAGGUGCUGGAUUCAAACCAAGGGGAUACUGGUCAAUGAAAAAUGGAGUCCAAGAUACUAUCGAGCACUACAAUUUUAGGGAGAUGCAACAACCGAGCUUUUUUGAUGCUGAAAAAAAGUAUCCCGAAAUUGCUAGAGCUCAUCUUCCAGAAAUUGCGGAUUACUUUAGGUUCUUGCAUCAGAAUAUAUUAAGAAAGUUACUCACCUUAUGUGACAUCAUAUUCGAAUUGCCUGAAGGAUAUCUCUGGGAGAAUUAUUUCAAAGUUGUGGAAAAUGACCAUGUUAAUUCGGGUAAUGGCUUUGGAAGAUUUAUGGUGUAUCAUGGCAUGAAUCCUCAAGAUGAAGCUAAAGUAGAUAAGAAUUGGUUGAGAGGACAUUCAGAUAGCUCUGCAUUCACUUUCAUUACCUCUCAACCAAUAUUAUCAUUGCAAAUCAGAGACUAUUUUUCAGGACAAUGGAAAUAUGUUGGACAUACUCCAGGAGGAUUAAUAGUGAACAUCGGAGACUCGAUGGAGUUUAUUUCUGGAGGUUAUUUCAAAUCUUCAAUCCACAGAGUUGUAACGCCACCAGACGACCAAAGACGAUUCAAGAGGUUGGUCUUGAUAUAUUUCUGCAAUCCAAAAUAUCCAGCUGUUUUAGAUCCAGAACCAUUAAAUUCUCCUAAAUUGAAAAGACUUGGAUACAACAAACCAGAAGAAUGGCAUAAAAUUACAUUUAAAGAGUGGGAUAAUGAAAAGGGAAGAUUAUUUGGGAAAAAAGCAGUCAAUGAUAGCAAAGGUGAUGAACCUAACUUAGUUUUAUUAUAUGGCCGGUUGCAUGAAAGGUGGCAUCAAGCAGAAAGUAAUUUUUCUCUUGAAGAAGCAAAAAGGAAAUUUAAAAUUAUAAAUUUUGAGAAUUUAUAG